Molecule: messenger RNA, 261 nt
Organism: Naumovozyma dairenensis CBS 421
Lineage: Eukaryota; Fungi; Ascomycota; Saccharomycetes; Saccharomycetales; Saccharomycetaceae
Gene: OST5
Product: dolichyl-diphosphooligosaccharide--protein glycotransferase subunit
Exons: 2
Coding region: 1-261 (86 amino acids)
Biological process (GO): protein N-linked glycosylation
Source: RefSeq, a predicted model, not a curated record
AUGGCUUACGAAGAACUAUAUAGAGAAUUCAACGACACUGUACCAUUCCAACCAAUUUUCCAAUUGGCUACUCAACCUAAAUUUGCCAUUAUUGCAUCCAUCAUUUCCUUACUUCUAAUAACUUUAAGUUUAUCAGUUUCAUCUUCUGAAAAACAUUUCAUGACAAAAUUAAUAUUCUGUGCAACAAUAAAUAUAAUGGCAAGUGGGUUUGUCGGUAUUGCAGCCGUUUUCGCUGCCAAUUCAUUUGGUGUUUAUGUCUAA